This is a messenger RNA of Cuscuta europaea, 2636 nucleotides long. NCBI's taxonomy places the organism in Eukaryota, Viridiplantae, Streptophyta, Magnoliopsida, Solanales, Convolvulaceae. The record is from the annotation of a GenBank genome assembly.
CGGUAUUCAGGCUGAUUUCAGAUCAGUAUUCAACCUGUGUUCUUUCUGUGUUCUCAGUCAUAGCCUUAUUUUUCUUCUUACUGGGUUCUGUCUCCAAGAACUUUAGUUAACUUCAGAACUUUACACACCGUUCUACCUACAGAACCUCUACACACCAUUAAACAGAAUCUCUGUCCAGACCCUCAUUCCAGAACAUCAAUACACCUUAGAACCAGAACCUUAAUCAGUUGUAUUUGUUUGUUUUAAAAAAACAAGGAAAACUACAAAAAAAGGAAAAAAAGGAAAGAAAAAAAGAAGAAUGUCUUGUACGGGUUCAUUUGGCAAAUGAGUAGUAUGCAAUUAUUGCAAGAAGCCCGGGCACUUGAUCAAAGAAUGUAGGAAAUUGCUAUUCAAGAAUCAAGGAAAUCAGCUUGGUCAUGUUGCUUCCGCUACCAGUUCGUUUGAUGGAUCAAUUGCUGUUUCUUCAAACGAGUAUGCCAAAUUUAUUUCCUACCAAGAAUUUCUAAAGCAUUCAUCUGUCCCUAUCUCGGUAGUCGCUAAUUCAGGUAUUUCAAACACAUGUCUUGUUUCCUCAUCCUCGAAAUGGGUCAUUGACUCAGGUGCCACAGAUCAUAUGACUGGUAAUCCUAGUCUAUUCUCAUCAUUUCAUUCAUAUUUACCUACUUCUAGUGUCACUUUAGCUGAUGGAUCUACCUCACCUGUUCUUGGAUCCGGUACUGUUAACCCAACUUCUACAUUACCAUUAUCACCUGUUUUGAGUCUUCCUAAUUUUGCAUUUAAUCUGCUUUCCAUCAGUAAAAUCGCAUGUACUCUUAAUUGUUCUGUAACAUUUUUUCUGGAUAUUGUGUGUUUCAGGAUCUGUUGACAAAGCAGACUAUUGGUAAAGAACAUGAGUCGGCUGGUCUUUAUAUUUUGGAUACAUCAAUCACAAAAGUUAUUCCACAUGUUACGGUUCCCGACCCCAGACCUCUAGUACACUUGGUUUACAUCCGUCAAAACGGAGUACAAGAUCACCCUCCACCUAUGGUUACUUCUCCUGAUACUGAUCCGAUCUCGAUUUCAUGUCCUGAACCAAUACCUACAUCUUUAGAUCUUGUCUCUACAUGAGAUCUUGACCUCCCCAUAGCACUACGUGAAGCGUGAAUCUAAACAAAAAAAAAGAGCUACAUUCAAGCAUGGAUCAAGCAGGACUCUAUCGAUUAUAUCCCAACUGCCGGCGACUCCUACGCAUCGUGAGAUACCAACGGAGGGCAGGAGAAGCUGUUUAAAUUAAACUCAAACUCUAACACAACCCGGAACCCUCAUUUUUCCCUAUAAAUAGCAGCCUUAACCUGCGUUUUAUUCACACCAAGAAAACGAUCAGUUCAGUCCCAUAUAUAUACAUAUAUACGUAUAUAUAUAUAUACUCUAUUUUUUUCGACCAUUCAUUUUAGCCAGAACCAAGCCCUGAAAACACUCUAGAAACCUUCCCCUUCGUGAGACGAAUCCAACGGAGAAACAAUCGUGGAAAACGAACGUCGGAGUAGGGAGAUACAGCUCGCCGGAGUUUCGCCGAGGAAAAACCUUCACGACGGAGAACGGAGGAGAAGGGACUGCCACCGCCGCCGCCAGUCCAUCACCGACUGUUACCGUCCAUCAGGAGUGCACCGCCACCGUCUUUGGCCGCACCGUCGAGGUGAUUAUCUAGAGACCGGAUUAGAGGAGGAUAACUAGGGGCAUCAGGACUUAAGGUGAUGAGUUGGAUGCCUAUGUGGAUUGAUGGAUUGAUCGAGCUUGAGUGCGAAUUAGAAGAUGUCUUAGUUAAAUUUAAUCAUGAAAUAAACAUUUAUUUAUUAUUUCAUUAGUUUUAAUAUUUUUGUUUGGAUUGUCUGUGCAUUCGGUUAAGAGAUGACCGGAUGUGGCGGUAACACUCAUUUCCCCUUUAGACUUCCGCUGUAUUUCUUCAACUCUUUGAUGAAUGAAUAAAGUAUUUCUUUUAAAUAUAUCAUUGUUUUGGGUGGUAAAUUUGGGGGUGUUACAAAGUUUAUAUUGAGCAACCUCCGGGGUUUGUUGCUCAGGGGGAGAAUAGGAAAGUCUGUCGACUUCGCAAGUCUCUUUAUGGUUUGAAACAAAGUUCCCGUGCAUGGUUCGGGAAAUUUAGCCAAUCAAUUGAAUGAUUUGGAAUGAUAAAAGGCAAAUCAGAUCACUCUGUAUUUUACAGACGAAUGAAAGCAGGUAUCACAUUGCUUGUGGUAUAUGUCAAUGAUAUUGUGAUUACAAGGAGUGGUAAUGUAGGUAUUUUGGCCCUAAAGAAUUUUCUUCAUAGUCAAAACCAGACAAAAGAUUUGGGCUCAUUGAAAUACUUCUUGGGGAUUGAGGUUACACGGAGUAAGAAAUACAUAUUUCUAUCUCAACGCAAAUAUGUGCUUGACUUACUAACUACAACAGGGAAAUUGGGGGCAAAACCGAGCAACACUCCCAUGAUUCCUAAUGUGCAACUCACUCAUGAAGGUAUACCAUUCGAAGAUCCGGAAAGAUAUAGACGGUUGGUUGGAAAACUUAAUUAUCUCGCAGUUACCCGUCCAGAUAUUGCAUACUCAGUGAGUGUAGUAAGUCAAUACAUGUCAUCUCCGACAGUUGAUCAUUGGAAAGUUGUA